Tachysurus fulvidraco (yellow catfish) is the source of this 3297-nucleotide messenger RNA. RefSeq lists its product as uncharacterized. The record is from RefSeq and is a predicted model, not a curated record. Lineage: Eukaryota; Metazoa; Chordata; Actinopteri; Siluriformes; Bagridae. Bases 356 to 1825 code for a protein of 489 amino acids. The transcript has 18 exons.
GGAGAUGCAGCUCGGGUUUAACGGGUUAUAGCACAACCUCCACAUAUUCACAUCGCAAAAAUGACCUAAGCGCGAACGGUGAACUUAUAAAGCUCCUUUAGAAAGCUUGCUGGCGUGAAGUGGACGUGGAAUUUAGAGAAGAAGAAAAAAAAACAAUAUUUUGCAGGGCUCUCAAGUUAUAUAGACAGGCGAGAGUGACAUCUCCAAACCAGCCAAACACAACAAUGGGGCUGUUGUUGUGUUGGAUUUUCUAACUGUUGCGACUAUUCUGGGAACUGGAAUUUUAGGGCUGCCAGUGACGAUUGCUCGUGCAGGACUGAUUCCCUUCUUGGUCUCCUUCCUCGUUGGUUUUUUAAUGCAGGCUUUGCUCAUCUACCUCUUUGUGGAUUUGCUUCAGCGAUGUCGAGUCAUUCAGAUGGAGUCAGUAAAGUCUCUAGAGACAGAAGGAAUAUUAAUGCAGAACGUGAGCCCGGUGGAAUCCCCUGUUCUUAACAGCGAGGAGGUAGAAGAGAGUGAAGAUGUAGAAGAUGCAGAUGCAGGCCUGCUACAGAAAGACAACACGAUACUGAAGCUCCAGGAGAAACUUCAUCCAAACCUGCAUGUGCUUGGUGUACUUUUCCUGAGCAAACGCAACAGCCAGGCCUUCACCUUGAUCCUACUUUUUCAUUUUGUAUCUAUUGGAAUCAGUUAUGUUUUGGCAGGUAGUGAAGCAUAUGCUUCACUUUUUCAUACAAGUCACGUCUACGUUAUCCCUGCGUUUACGUGGACGCUCUCUUUGGGUAUUCUCCUGGCACAGGUCAUCAUCCAGCCAAUCACGUCUCUGCUCACUCUUCUUAAAGGCAUCCUGCUGAUUAUCACUGUGGUGGUGACAUUUGUUGUGGGUUCAGAGGUUCACCAGGAGACCAAGAAUGACUUCACCCAAAUCGGAAAACCUUUCCUUAUGGGAACUGUUGCUCUCGGUGGAAUUGUCAACGUGAUGCCGUUUUUAUUUUCUGAGAUUUACCACAACAAAACACAGGUCUUGUGGUUCAGAAGAGCUCUACUGGGAGGUCUUACUACAUGCACAAUCCUAAAUAUAUUAUGGUGUUGGGCAGUGGUAGACAUCGUUCCCCAGAUGGCUGUCAAGCCCGUCCUGGAGGAGAAACUCUUAAAUACCAGCUUGGUCCGGAUGGAGACCACUCGACCGGCGCACACAUUUAUCUACUCCAACAUCUCCCUGGAGGAGUCUGAAAAGGCUGGGGAGAUUGCGACAAUACCUCUAACAAAGAUCAUAAAUCAGAGGUACACGCACUUCUCGUGGGUGGCAGAGCUGAUCCAGAUCUUCAUCACCAUCAGCAUAACCGUGUCAUUCCUUGUGAUGGGAUCAGCAAUGAAGCAUACAAUCGACGGCUUGGUAAACAGACAGUGGGAGAUGAACGCCGGCUUGAUGCUGAGAACCCAGCCACGGACUUUACCUGAAAUCUUUAACACCCUCAGGAUGAGAAGUGUUUCAGGUGGCUUCUUGUCUUUUCUGGUGUUUGGGAUCAUUUUUGUUGUGUCUAUAUGUGAUCCAAAGGGUUUUGUCGUUAUGCUCGACAAGGUCGUCUCUUUCUCCUUAAACACUGAAGUAGGCUUGUUCAUCUUCCUGAUGCUGAGGGCCUCCAGAUCAGUGAGUUUUAAUAAGCGUAUGCCGGUUCCCCUGCCAGUGGGUGAAAGCCUCUUCAGGCUUCACUGGCUCCUGCCAGUCUACUUCCUCUUUGCUGUGGCAUAUGAUCUCAGCCUGUGCGUGCUGGACAUAUCAAAGAACAUGUACCAUUCCUCACAGUCCAACAGGUCUCUUGUGUAAAAGCCUAGGCCUGAAGAGCUGUAAAAUUUAGUCCAGAGACAACAGCAGCCUUCUGGCUGAGUGUAUUGAGAUGUCUGGCCUUCAGCUGGUUAGAGUCUUCAGGGAUGAACAUCUUCGGAUAUAAUUACUUGCUACAUCCAACCAAGCUCACCCACAGCUUAAAGGAAAAGCACAGCACAAUUUUAAAUGUAGCCUGUAUUACAGUUUUCAAAUUUGAUGAAUACUUGCAGUGGAUCCUAAAGUGAAGAGUAACCAGGGAUCUGUUAUUUUUGUUGUUGUUAAAUAUUAGUUACAGUUAUGACUUUUGUCAAAGCUAUUGUAUGCAUACAUCAGUAUUUGAUCCGUAUAAUUGAACUAUUGGCUACCCAAAUGAAUGGGAAAAACUCAAAUAACUUGGACCUAAUCAUCUGCAAUUCGUAAAUUCAGGAAUAAAAAGGCUUUAAUACGUAGCCAACUUGAGAAGUUUAAUUAUGUUGAUGAGAUAAAUCUAAUCUAAUGGGACUAUGGAACUUAUUUGAUAGUGAAAGUCAUCCCUGGCAAAAACUUUAAGAACCCCUGCACUUAUCCAAACAAUGAUUCAAUAUGACUAAUGCAUGCUGUAUUUGAAUAUAUAAGAUGAAUCUAAUACCAAUAUCCAGGAAAUUGAAAUUGCAUGUUACUGUGUUAACUAAUCUAUAUGUAAGUGUCUGAUAUGUCAAUUUAGGAAAGGAAAUAAUCUGAAAUAAAACACUAAUAAUGUGUAGAAACAAAUACAUUUAGCAGUCCUAAAAUUAUUUUAUUGACACCCCCCCCCACCCACACACACACACACACACACAAAAACAAAACAAAAACCCAACACUGGAGUUCAGCCAGUGAUGACCGGUUUUCCCCAAAGUGCCAAACAUAUACAUUUUUAUGCAAGUAUAAUUAAUCUGAAUCUCUGUCUAUCAUCACUAAUGUAUCCUCACUCGACUGAGUUUCCAGGUACUACCUAUAGUUCUAAGACGUAAGAUCUAGAACAUUAAAGUAUAAUAUGUUUUAAGUCAUCAGAUUAACUGUCUUAAAUAGACCUGCCAAUCAAAAAGGAAUAAAGUUAACACACUAAAAUAAACAUUGAAGUCCUUGAAACCCAGUAGAGAUUAAAAUAGUUGAUCAUAUUUUCUAAUCAUCAUUACGAAUACAAAAAAAAGUGCAUUGUUUAGUGUUUAAGUGUAUUUUUGUCUCCUAGCCGUGUAUUUCAUAUGUUACCACACAGAACUUCUACACAACAUGCGUAAAUGGUUGGCAGGUCUGCUUUAUUAACACAAAGAUCUGUAGAUGACGGUAUCCUCUUCUCUCUUGCUGCAGAAAAGAAAAUGCAUCAUGUAUGUAACAUUAUUGAAAGAAGGAUCACAUGCCUCUUGGUAAUAUCAAAAUAUACUUUUUUAUUUUGAACUUCUGAUCCGAUGACAACAAAUCAAUGCAUUGCAAGGCUGAGCGGGGAGGGUCAG